Messenger RNA from Arabidopsis arenosa, 947 nucleotides. Lineage: Eukaryota; Viridiplantae; Streptophyta; Magnoliopsida; Brassicales; Brassicaceae. The record is from the annotation of a GenBank genome assembly.
GGCGACUAGUUUGCGAAGAUUUUUCUCAGUGUCCACUCAUGGCGUCCUUAUGAGGAAGCGACCUGGGUUUUUCUCUAAUAGCCGAAAUUUAUGCGUUUGCUCUGAUCAAUCAACUGAAUCCGUCACUGUUAAUGUUUCUCCAGAGACAAGUAGUGGAGGUAAUGUUGACAAAGGGUUUCUAAGAUGGCGAAAUGGAGGAGGAAUGUACCAUAGCUCGGCCGUUAUUGAUUCCUCGGCUCUGGUUGAGUUUGGAGCAGUGGUUCAUGAGAAAGCUAUAUUAGGUCCAGAGGUUCGUAUAGGAUCUAACACUGUAGUUGGACCAUCAGUCGAGAUCGGUCCUUCUACAAAGAUCGGGUAUAGUGUUUCAGUCAGCAAUUGUAGUAUUGGUGAUUUAUGUGUCAUCCAUAAUGGAGUCUGCAUUGGUCAAGAUGGAUUUGGGUUUUACGUGGAUGAACACGGAAACAUGGUGAAGAAGCCUCAAACUUUAAAUGUGAAGAUAGGGAAUCGUGUAGAAAUCGGAGCAAAUACAUGCAUUGACCGGGGCAGCUGGAGAGAUACCGUGAUCGGGGAUGACACUAAGAUAGACAAUUUAGUUCAGAUAGGUCACAAUGUGAUUAUUGGCAAGUGUUGCUUGUUUUGUGGCCAAGUAGGCAUAGCUGGAUCAGCAGAGAUUGGUGACUAUGUAACAUUAGGAGGACGGGUUGCUGUUCGAGACCAUGUCUCCAUUGUAUCUAAGGUUCGACUUGCUGCUAAUAGUUGUGUUACUAAAAACAUUACCGAACCAGGGGAUUUUGGCGGCUUUCCUGCUGUCCCAAUUCAUCAAUGGAGAAGGCAAAUUGUUGAAGCCCAGAUUUCGAGGAAGAGGAACCCAUAACUUAUUCUGUUCGCCAGUCUCAGAAAACUUGAGGUAAUCUGUUAAAGUAUCUGCCAAUUGCUUUGAGUUUUUA